AUGCCGCGCGGCAAAAACAACACUGAUGUCGAGAAAGGCCAAGUUAAAGCCUAUUUGGAUGUCAACAAAUCGUUGCAUUGGAUUGCAAGGGCCAUUGGAUGCAGCAAGAAACUCGUGCGGACGUACGUUGCAAGUUUGAAGCGACCAACUGAACUCAUCGAAGAGAAUCGGGUACUGCGAGCUGAAAUGCAAGCAGCCACGUUCAUGAUCCCCCUCGUCGGGCAGCCUGAAACUCCAUCGGAACCUCGGGCCGCUGUCGAACCCAAAUUCUCAGCAAACUAUACGGACCAGAUGAUCGUCGCGUUGCUCGAAGUGCGGUUUGGCUGGUUUCGUGACGACUUCGCCGGUAGUAAGUCGAACACGCAGCUGGCCUGCCUGUGGGAAAAGGUCGCCCUGCAAUUCAACAUAAUCACGUCGGCAUCAGUUCGUAUACCAAGUACCUCCCUCAAGAACAAGCUCGAAUUUGGCACCGAAAACCCAAGUUCACUGUGGGACGUCAACAACGGCAGUGGUGUUGAAGAUGGUGAUGGCGACCUCCACGUCGACGACGCAGAACGAAAGCGAAAACGCAUUGUUGCGGGUGAAGUCGACAGGCAGCGUCAACUACGGAAGCUCGGCAAGACAGACGUCGGGGCGGGGCUAGUGUCGCUCGGUGCUGCACUCGCACAAGGGAUGCCAAAUCUGCUGCCGUCCAAGAAGAAACUAAGAUCGCACUGCAACGGGGUAAUGAGCUUCAAGAGCAACUUUUAG
Messenger RNA from Aphanomyces astaci, 750 nucleotides. RefSeq lists its product as hypothetical. Bases 1 to 750 code for a protein of 249 amino acids. The transcript has 4 exons. The record is from RefSeq and is a predicted model, not a curated record. NCBI's taxonomy places the organism in Eukaryota, Oomycota, Saprolegniomycetes, Saprolegniales, Verrucalvaceae.